AUGCAAGAAGAUUAAUUCAUUCUUGAUGAGACAAUCAUUUAAGAAUUAACUUGUACAGGGAGAGGCAGGUUUUCAUCAUUCUUUGGAGAAGAAUCUACAAGAGACUUUUCAUGUUCUGACUUCAGAUAAUCUUCAUCGAUUGCUCAAUUAACUUAGAAAGAGGUAGAACCUAUUUCUUUUGAAGCUAAUGAAAGAAAUGAUGUAUCAGAAUUCCAGAUAUAUCCGACAAAUUCUUUGAGUUUUAACUCUAAUCAAUUCACUCUCUUCAAUGAUGAAGAGAAGUUGGAAAAAGAAGAUGCUACCUCACAGAUUAAAGUACACAAUGAGCAGAGCAAAAUCUAAUAACGCUUAUUAGAGCUUAUGAAUCGAUUGAAGUCUAAGAUCAAUAACAUAGAUGUUCUUUUAAUCCCAAACUCGAUAUCUUAAAUGACACCAAUGCUUUUUGAAGAACUCAAUGAAAAAGACAAGAUUCUUGUAACUUAGAUAAUUAAAGAUGAUAUCGACUUCUCCAUUUUAGAGUUGCUAAUCAAGGAUGGGACCAUCAAUAACUAUGAAACAUUUGAAUACUCUAUGACUAGAAUGGUCACUCAGAGAACCACCAAACUCUAUAAAAUGUUUUCAAAUUUCAAAGGAGACUAUGAGAAUCUUUUACUAUCUAUGAGGAACACACUGGUCAACAAGAUUGCAAAACUAAUAGUGCAAAAGCAUGACAAGAGAAUGAUCAUAGAGAAUGUGAGACAAAACGCCAAUGGGGAUUAUAGUUUUAAAGUCAGAAUGCAUGAAAGAGAGAAAAAGCCAGUGAGUUUAAUGAGUUUGGAUAUUAACAGGCUUUUAGAUAUCUAUAGGCGCCUUGAUAAGCUUUGA
Messenger RNA from Stylonychia lemnae, 864 nucleotides. Lineage: Eukaryota; Ciliophora; Spirotrichea; Sporadotrichida; Oxytrichidae. The record is from the annotation of a GenBank genome assembly.